This is a messenger RNA of Solenopsis invicta (red fire ant), 1778 nucleotides long. It is a transcript of the gene Pus10, whose product is annotated as tRNA pseudouridine synthase Pus10. The transcript is spliced from 7 exons. Bases 123 to 1643 code for a protein of 506 amino acids. Lineage: Eukaryota; Metazoa; Arthropoda; Insecta; Hymenoptera; Formicidae. The record is from RefSeq and is a predicted model, not a curated record. Gene Ontology annotation, molecular function: pseudouridine synthase activity; RNA binding. Gene Ontology annotation, biological process: tRNA pseudouridine synthesis.
UUGAGGUUAGGCCAGCCUACUAAACACGAGUGAUUCUUUGAGGUUAUACGGUCACAGAAAAUAGUCUUUUGAUUUUAAGCACUGAUUGUAAGUCACAAUAUUGGUUUACUAAAUUUUGAUAGAUGGUCAAAAUGAAUGUUGUUAUGACGGAGGAAGAGAGAAAGAUUCUUCACUUUUUAAAAUCUCAAGGCUGCUGUUUGAGAUGUUGCUUUCGUUUUGUUGGAUAUCGUAUGUCGGAAUGUUAUUGCAAACCUGUCGAAUUUGCGACACAGUUAAAUUAUACUGAUGGAAAAAAUGACCCUUCUUCUGAGGAAGCACCUUGCGUUGUAUGUUUAGGAGUUCUUCAGGAUAAGGCACAAGAAGAUGUAGUUACAAAAAUAACAGAAAGAGUGAAGGAGAAAGAUUAUGAUUGUACAACUUUCCAUUGUGCAUUAACUGUUCCUGUAUCAGUAAAGCUCAGAGAAUACAUACUAUAUGCUUACAUAUCCAAUGAAACAGAUGUUGACAAAUCUAAUUUAAGUGCUCUUAAAACAAAAUUACAAAGUGUCAAAGAUAUUUGGAAAUUGUUUAUGAUUCCUCAACUCGAACAAGCUAUAGGAAAACGUACUGAUUUAUUGACACCGUCUCCUUUUCUCAUUGAAGUGUUCCUAACGUAUGAUGACGACGAAACAAUAUUUAAAACAUUAAUGAACAAAUAUAAGGGAGAUAAUAAUAAACAGAAAAAGAGAAAAUACGAUAAUAAUAAAUUUAGUAGAAAGAACGUUGAAACUUUACUGAUGGAGAUGACGAAUGAGCAAUUUAUGCAACAUUUUACGAUCUCACAAAUUAUACCGGAAAAGUUCGUUUAUAUCAGCGAUAUUUUGUGUUCACAUAGCAGUAUUUUCAUAGGAGGACGUUACAAUAAACUCUCCAGGAAACUCAGCCAGACGCCAUGGUUCAUAAACGGUGAAAAGAAAGUGGAAACCUCGGUGCAAGAUCUGCUCUGCAAUCCCAUCGCGGAAAUUGUGAAAGCGGAAUCGAUAAAAUUUUUAUCGUCAGGAAGGGAAGAUGUGGACGUCAGAAACAUAUACAACGGUCGACCAUUCGCUGUUGAGCUAUUGAACCCUCGCAUGACAAAUAUCACAAAUGAGCUUUUGACGCAUCUGACUGAUAAUAUCAACGAGUCAACUAAACAAGUUCAAAUAACAUCGAAUUUAAAGGUUCUUUCAAGGUUCGAUUUGAAGAAACUUAAAGAAGGUGAAAAUGUUAAGACAAAAUUUUAUCGAGCGCUGUGUGUUUGUCGAGGCAUGGGCGGCGAUUUACCACAGUUAGAGCAUUUAAAUAAAAUGGAAAACAUCAAAAUUAUUCAAAGGACACCAGUGAGAGUAUUGCAUAGGCGACCUUUGAGUCCGCGAACGCGCAUUAUUUAUAAGAUGCGUGCGCGUUGGGCGAAACCACAUGAACUGAAGGAAUUGCUGAACACUGCCGCGGAGAGUGCCGACGCGUUUUUCGUUCUUGACGUCAAGACGCAAGCGGGUACAUACGUAAAAGAAUUCGUGCACGGAGAUUUCGGUAGGACCAAGCCGAGUCUGUGCGAUUUCCUUAAUGUUGAAGUAGAUAUUGUCGCAUUAGACGUCACGAGUAUUAAUUUGAAAUGGCCGUAACGCGAAUCUAACUCUAUAUUCUUAAUAUUAAAUUCAACUAAAAAAAGAGAUUACAAUAUAUAUAUAUAUAAAAGCAUUGAACAUGAAAUGUAUAUUGUCGAUGUGUGAAUUAAUAAAAAUGUCUUUUAAACCUUC